Molecule: messenger RNA, 408 nt
Organism: Syzygium oleosum
Lineage: Eukaryota; Viridiplantae; Streptophyta; Magnoliopsida; Myrtales; Myrtaceae
Product: glutathione S-transferase U20-like
Exons: 2
Coding region: 1-408 (135 amino acids)
Biological process (GO): glutathione metabolic process
Cellular component (GO): cytoplasm
Molecular function (GO): glutathione transferase activity
Source: RefSeq, a predicted model, not a curated record
AUGGCAGAGGAAGUGAUAUUGUUGGACUUUUUGCCGAGCCCGUUUGGGAUGCGGGCCAGGAUUGCCCUGAGAGAGAAGGGUGUGGAGUUCGAAAUGAGGGAGGAGGAUCUGAGCAACAAGAGCCCCCUGCUCUUGAAGAUGAACCCGGUCAACAAGCAAAUCCCCAUCCUCAUCCACGGUGGCAAGCCUGUUUGCAAGUCCCUCAUCAUGGUCCAGUACAUCGACAACACCUGGGGUCGCGAGUCUCCUCUCCUGCCUUCGAAUCCUUAUGAGUGUGCUCGUGCCAGCUGGUUUUAUGGUUUGGAGGCUUUGACCAACUUCAGCAUCAAGGAGGAGUGCCCCAAGUUUGUGGCGUGGGCCGAGCGUUGCAUGCAGAGGGAGAGCGUGGCCAAGUUGUUGCCCAACUAG